AUGGCUGAGUCUCUUGAAUAUCCCCCUACGCUGGAUAGCGCCUUCAAUGGUGCAUCUGAAAUCAAAGACCGCUUUGAUCCGAUCCGGUUGACGACAAGCAACAUCGUCCCAAUCAUCAACCUGCCCCUCUCUCAAAAGGUGCUGGGUCAUGAGUCGAGUGAGGGCCUCGCGCAAGUCGCAAGCGGAGAUGUUUCAUACACCAACUUCGUCGCGGAACAGGCUCGCUCCGCCCUGCAGUCAACCGAUGACCAAUCUACCGAACAAAAGCAAUCACAACUGCUGCAUCUUGGUCUAGCAGCUUUGUUCGCCUUCUUACAGUCCAACGUCACCGGACCUCCCCUCGAAUUCAGCUCAGCUGAGGCCAUUUUCCCUUCCGCUCUCCGAACCGAACCACAAACCCUCAAGGCUGUGCGAGCGAAGAUCAUCAGGGAUCUCUCGGUGGAUGGUGAAGCGGGCUACAGACUCACACCUAACCCCGAACUGUUUGCCGUCGCCAAGGCCUUGCUGGCUGAUACAGCCACAGAUGGACCGCUCUUUGCUAAGACCGCGCGUAUGCGCGCCAACUUCCUUCACCAAAAGAUGCUUUCGGAGGUCACAAGCACUUUGCAAGAUGUGAUCUACAAGGAUGUUGAAGUUUUGGACAAGGCCGAGCUAAAUGCUGACGAGAGGGGUCGCUUCCUCCUUGAAAGAGCUAUUAUUAACACUCACCAUGGCUUCGACAUCAAGGCCCGUGAAGAUAUUGACCAGGCCGCCAAGGUACGCAGAUUCGAAUUUGCGUUGACUGGUAAGAUGGGCAAGAGGACAAAGUUCCAAGACCGUGAUAUCAGUCAAUUGGUUGUACUCGCUAAGAGUGCCGAUGAGACAUCGCUUUCCUCUGAGCCCUCUGGGCCCAAGAAAUUGGAUCUGAACGAUGACACACUUCUUGAGAACAUCUCUUUCUCUGACCAAAAGGACGGUGAAGAAUCUGCUGCAAUCCAAGAUAAGCUCCCGGCUUCCUUGGAGGGUAUCGAUGCCAACAACCAGCCAAUUCUGAACCCAGUGGAUUCAGCUCUCUUGCUGGCCCUGGCUUCUGCUAUCACCAAUACUUCUCCUGAGAACGGUCUCACUCGCGAAGAAACAAACCCCUACGCUAUUCGUGUACUUGAUGGAGGUAGUUCAAACUGGCAAAUUUAUACACAGGCACUCUUGGUGCGCAGUCGUGUGGAGGGCUACCGCUCGCGUACAGUCGAGCGAGCCGUGCUCCAAAUGCAGGCUUUGGUCGACCAGGUCAUUGCCGAUACCGCGACUAGUGACGACGCAGCCCAAACCGAAUCAGGCGAGCCUUCAACUUUCCUGCCACGUCCGGAACAAUCCGAAUCCGCCCCGGCCGCGGAGCGACUCGAAAACAUCUGGAUCCUUAACUUCUCAACUCGAUGGAGUCUCGAAGCUGAGCUCGCAAAGCGCUGGGUCGACCUCGGUGGUCUGCGCACUGCACUAGAGAUCUAUGAGCGACUUCACCUUUGGGCUGAAGCCGCCCUGUGCUACGCUGCCACCGAGCGUGAAGGCAAGGCCAAGACCCUCAUCCGCCGCCAGCUAUACGAAGCCACAGGCUCGGAUGAGAACGACGAGAAUGAACUUUUCGAUGGACCUGAGCGUUCACCAUUGCCAGCAGAUGCACCUCGCCUGCUUUGUAUCUUGGGAGAUAUUAACAAGGACGAAAACAUGUACGAGCGCGCAUGGGAGGUAUCUGGUCAGCGAUACGCUCGCGCCCAGCGAUCCUUGGCCCGGCACUAUCUCACCUCCACUCCCCCAGAGCUGGAGAAGGCCGAGGCCGCAUACAAGAAGAGUCUUAAAAUCAACCGCCUCAACCAUGGCGCCUGGUUCGCUCUCGGAUGUGUGCAGCUUGAGCUCCAAAAGUGGGAAGAAGCUACCGACACAUUCACCCGCACCGUCCAGUUGGAUGACACAGAUGGCCAAGCGUGGAGUAACCUCGCUGCCGCGAUGCUUCGCACAUCUGCACCUCAGCCCACUCCUGACACAGUCGAUGAAGUCACAGGCGAGACCCCUGCUGAUGUAGACCCUCACAAGCGCAAGCGUGAGGCCCUUUCUGCGCUGCAGCGCGCUGCCCAACUCAAGGGCACUGACGCACGCAUCUGGGACAAUGUUCUGACUGUUGCUGCCUCCAUCCCGCCACCAGCAACACCUUUCCGCGAUGUUAUCACUGCGCAAAGACGCAUCAUUGAGUUGAUCGGCGCAAAGAGCGGAGAGAAGUGUGUUGAUGUGGCUAUUUUGGGCCUGUUGGUCGAUUUCCUCAACACUGCUUUCUCGUACGAUGACCUGCUCAUUCGCUCCGAGGAUGAAUCCGAAACUCCCAUCCUUCGUACCGGUACUAUUCCCGGUCAGAUUAUCUCUCUGGUUGACAACCACGUCGUUCCACUCAUCACGCAUUCAGCAAUCUUGUGGCAAAUCGUUGCUCGCGUUGAGGUGUUCCGUGAGCGUCCAAGCAAGGCUUUCGAGGCACACGAAAAGGCUUGGCGUGCGACUGUCGCUGCCAAUGCCCAGGGCGCUUUCCAGAUGGGUGAUGAGAAGCCCUGGCUCGAGGUUGUGCGUGCUACAGAGAAGCUUGUCCGGGAUGGAUAUGCUAAGUUCGGACCCAUAGACCGGGAAGGUCAAAAACUUGAGGGUGACCAAGAAGGCGAGCUUGUUGCAAAGGACUGGCGUUUCAAGGCCAGAAGUGCCGUCCGAGGUAUCCUGGGCAAGGGCAAAGACUUCUGGGAUGGAACCGAGGGCUGGGAUCGUCUGAAGGAGUUGCAGUCUGAGGUUACCGGAAACUAA
Molecule: messenger RNA, 2814 nt
Organism: Penicillium salamii
Lineage: Eukaryota; Fungi; Ascomycota; Eurotiomycetes; Eurotiales; Aspergillaceae
Source: the annotation of a GenBank genome assembly